Prunus armeniaca (apricot) is the source of this 2727-nucleotide messenger RNA. The record is from the annotation of a GenBank genome assembly. Lineage: Eukaryota; Viridiplantae; Streptophyta; Magnoliopsida; Rosales; Rosaceae.
AUGGUGGAUCAGCGAAGCAUAGUCUCUUGUGCCUUGUUUUUGGUGGUGGUGUUGCUGUUUGAGCCCACAUUUGAGCAACAGAGCCAGCCAUUGCCAUUGGGUUCAACCACUGAGCGAGUGGCUCUGCUUGAGCUCAGAUCGUCCUUAGGGUUGAGAAGCAGGGAUUGGCCCAUAAAAGCAGACCCUUGCAUAAUCUGGAGAGGGAUUCAUUGCCAGAAUGGAAGAGUUGUUGGGAUUAACAUUUCUGGGUUUAGAAGGACUCGACUUGGCAGUCAAAACCCACAAUUUUCAGUCGAUGCUUUAGCCAAUUUCACCCUUUUGCAGUCGUUUAAUGCCUCCAAUUUCUUGCUUCCGGGUUCCAUUCCUGACUGGUUUGGCCAACAAGUUAGGUCCCUGCAAGUGCUUGAUCUCACUUCUUGUUCUGUACUUGGUCCUAUUCCAUUGAGUCUCGGAAAUUCAUCAAAUCUAACUGGUCUGUAUUUGUCUCAUAAUAACCUUACUGGGACAAUUCCUGCUAGUUUGAGCCAGUUGUCUCGCCUUUCCGUUUUUAAUCUUUCGCGAAAUCGGCUCACUGGAUCCAUUCCUACUUCAUUUAGCAAUCUUCGGAAUCUUUCUGUGCUUGACAUUUCUGGCAAUUACUUAUCCGGCUCCAUUCCUCUGGGCAUUGGGACCCUCAUGAAGCUUCAGUAUUUGAACCUUUCAAGUAACAUGUUAACUGCUUCAAUACCUGCUCAACUUGGGGACCUUGAUAGCCUGGUUGACCUUGAUCUCAGUGCCAAUAUAUUGGUCGGGUCGGUACCUUCGGAUUUGAGGGGGUUAAGGAACUUGCAGAGAAUGAUAGUUGCAGACAAUUUGCUUAGUGGGACUUUGCCAGACAAUCUGUUUCCGACUUCAACACAGUUGCAGGUCAUAGUUCUGAGAAACAACGGUUUCACGGGGGGUCUUCCUAAAGUGCUAUGGUCAAUGGCCGGAUUGAGUCUUCUUGAUGUGUCUGGCAAUAAUUUCACUGGUCUGCUUCCCAAUUCUAGCUUGAAUGCUAAUGCCACUGCUGCAGUAUUCAAUAUUUCUCAGAAUUUGUUCUAUGGAAGUCUUACGCCUUUACUUGGACGUUUCAGUGUUAUUGAUAUUUCGGGAAACUAUUUUCAAGGUGGUGUACCAGGCUAUGUGGGCACUAGUGCAUCUCUUGAUCGCAACUGCCUUCGAAAUGUGAAGAAUCAAAAGACUUUGGCAGAAUGUUCAUCAUUCUAUAAUGGUAGGGGUUUGACUUUUGAUAAUUUCGGACAGCCAAAUUCUACACAACCUCCUCCUCCAGCAAAACCUCCUGGGAAGAGCAAUAAAAAGGUGAUCAUAUUAGCAGCAGUUUUGGGGGGAGUUGGUUUGAUUGUGCUCUUAGUGUUGUUUUUGGUGGUACUACUCCUAUGUUUACGCAAGAGGGGCGCUACAACUGAAAGAGGGAUUGGUGUAGGGCCAAUUACUACAGGCAGCGGUCCACCACCGCCUGGAGGAUCAAUUAACUUUUCUAGUGUAGGAGAUGCAUUCACAUAUCAGCAGCUGCUCCAAGCCGCAGGUGACUUCAGCAAUACAAACUUGAUUAAAAAUGGUCACUCAGGGGAUCUCUUCAGAGGCGUCUUGGAAAAUGGGAUCCCUGUGGUCAUCAAAAGGAUUGAUUUACGCUCAAUGAAAAAGGAAGCAUACAUACAGGAAUUGGAGUUCUUUAAUAAGGUGUCACAUACAAGAUUUGUUCCCCUUUUGGGACACUGUUUAGAGAAUGAAAAUGAGAAGUUCCUUGUCUACAAAUAUAUGCCAAAUGGGGACUUAUCAAGUUCCUUGUACAAGAAAACCAACACAGUGGAUGAUAGUUUACAGUCAUUGGAUUGGAUAACAAGAUUAAAGAUUGCGUUAGGUGCAGCAGAGGGUCUCUCCUAUCUGCAUCAUGAAUGCAAUCCCCCUCUCGUUCACAGGGAUGUUCAAGCAAGCAGUAUACUUCUGGAUGAUAAAUUUGAAGUGCGACUAGGGAGCCUGACUGAUGUCUGUUCUCAAGAAGGAGAUACUCAUCAAAGCAGAAUUACCAGGUUGCUGCGGUUGCCACAGUCAUCUGAGCAAGGUGCUUCUGGUUCAUCGACAGCAUUAUGUGCCUAUGAUGUUUACUGUUUUGGGAAGGUAUUACUUGAACUGGUAACAGGUAAGUUGGGCAUCAGUGCUUCCAGUGAUGCUGAAAUGAAGGAAUUAUUAGAUCAGACGUUACCAUACAUCAGUAUAUAUGACAAGGAACUUGUGACAAAAAUUGUGGAUCCAUCUCUGAUUGUGGAUGAGGACCUAUUAGAGGAAGUGUGGGCCAUGGCUGUUGUGGCCAGGUCCUGCCUAAAUCCCAAGCCCUCAAGGCGCCCCCUAAUGAGAUAUAUUCUCAAGGCUUUGGAAAACCCUUUGAAGGUGGUGAGGGAAGAUAGUUCUGGCUCUGCAAGGCUCAGAACAACGUCUUCCAGAGGGUCUUGGAAUGCUGCUGUGUUUGGUAGUUGGCGCAGCUCGUCUGAGGUAGUGGUCAUACCAGGAGCCUCCACUACCAAAGGGGAAGGAGGGAGUGGCUUAAAACGUUCAGGAACCACCGGUUCGCAGGGAAGUGGCCCAAAUGGUGGUGGUGAACUUUCAUCCUCACGCAGACGGCAUUCUAGGGAUAUAUUCCCCGAACCAUCUGGUGUACAAGAUGUAGAGAGACCUGACCAGGACUAG